CAUUGGUCUUGACAGCUUCCAUCCGAUCGCAAUACCGAGGUUAGAAUAUCUCUCAGUACUCUGAUUUAACAGUCCCCCCACUGCGACAAUGUCUGGUCACUUUCUUGAGAGUCUACCACCUGAAGUACUAUUCAGCAUCUCGGAUUAUCUUGAGCCAGAUGAUCGAAAGAACCUCAGCCUGGCCAAUUCCGGCCUUCGGACCGCGAUGGCGCCAUGUCUCUUCAAGGUGCUAAGAGUCAAUUGUCCGCUUGUAGAGGAUCACAUCUUGCCAACUGUUAUCGACAAAUAUGGAGCGAAUAUUGUGAGCUUGAGAUUGAAUGUUACUUUCUACCCUAAUGAGAUGCCUGAGAAGACGGAGGAGGAGGCAGUUGAGGAAGAGGAAGAAGAGAGUGAGGAUGAGCCUUCUGACGUGGGCAUAUCGGAAAAUCAGGAAGAUAACGGCGAUAAUGAGUCUGACCAUGACUCAGAGUCCGAAGGAGUUAUCAAGCAUUAUGAAGAAGACGAUGAAGACAACGAAGAAGAAGAAGAAGAAGAAAGCGACAGUGACUCAGACGCUGGACCCAAAUGGUACUGGACAAAUCCUCCCGCAUCAGUCUGGGCUCGAAAAGAGGCAGAUACACCAACCAUCCAGGAUCUCAUCCAAUUCAAGGGAUUGCCACGCUGCAAAGCCCUGACCCUUCACACCAAUGGCGAACAAGACUUUGAAGUGGAUGCAGACUGGGAUAAUAACGAUAUCGGCAACAACUACAUCUACUUCUGCUGCGAACCUGAAGACUGGGAGGAAGUCAAACGAAAGGAAGAGAGAUACUCGUGGCGCGCAGCCCUUCGGGAUAUGUACCAUGACAUCGCUACGCUUUCGCCAGUCGACGAGUUCACGAUCCUGAACUUUCUCCCGCGAAAAACUUCUUUCUGGCAGCAAAAAGAAUGGUCUGAGUUUCUGGGCCGGCUGAAGAAGUUGACUCUCAAUACGUAUGGCGGAAAUAACGGAGCUGGCUGGCAGGCUAAUACAUUACCCGGCUUUCACGCUUUCUUCAAUGAAUUGCCAACAGCCGUUCUCGCUCAUGCAAACGCGCUGGAAUACUUUAAACUCAAGACUCACGAUGAUGGAUUUUUGGGCGGCGAAGGAUCGUUAUACAUACCUCCUGGAUCCAUGCCCUCAUUGCGGUCGUUGCACGUGGAUGGAAUAGCAGUUACCUCCGUGCUGACAGAUUACCUCAAAGCAGCAAACGGCACACUGUCCAAACUCUGCAUCACAGAAUGCGUGGCGUUUGCUUCCGACCCCAAUGGCGACGAUGCGCCAAAGUGGGCUGAUCUAUGGAAAGCUGUACGCCAGGCUCUUAGAGCACCUGCGGAGGUUGUAUGCGUGCCAACUAAGGAGCGACCCAUUACGGAAGAUGAAGGGGAUUACUAUGGUGAUGAUGUUUAUGUCCCGCCGGCUGACGAAGAUGACAAGAUUAAGAAUUGGAGAAGGAAAGCCAAGGAGGAGGAAGGGCUUUGUAUCUGGCCGUAUGGGUGGUUAGAUGAGAAGUAUGGAUCUAUAUUUCCUGAUCAUGAGGUGAAUCUGGAACGCCUUGAGAAUGGGGAGGAUAACUUGGAGUUUAAGUUGUUGAUGGAUGAGGUGAAGAGGGGAGGUGGGAAAUGUACAGUCUCUUGAUCAGAGUGAGCAAAAAAGGCAUGACACAAAUA
Molecule: messenger RNA, 1686 nt
Organism: Fusarium redolens
Lineage: Eukaryota; Fungi; Ascomycota; Sordariomycetes; Hypocreales; Nectriaceae
Exons: 1
Coding region: 89-1654 (521 amino acids)
Source: RefSeq, a predicted model, not a curated record